AACCACCUAUUUCAUUUUCUCACCACAACAACUUUGGCUUUCAAUGGCAUUUAUUCCACCAAAGCUCACAGAUUUUAAUAUUUGUUCAUCUUUUUGGGUAGUUAUUCUUAAUGACUUUAUUGCAAGAUUUUGUGGUAUGAUUGUAAAAUCAAUUUGCAUCAUAGCAGUAGGUCAUCGUCCACCAUUUAAACGUCGUGGUCAAUUAUAUAGUGCAAUAGAAUCUGCAACCCAUUUGUAUAGAACACUAUUACCAAUUACAGUGUGGGUCAGUUAUUUAUACUCAUUACAACAAAAUGGGGAUCAUAUUUUCAGCAGUGUUAUGAUUGGACUUUAUUUAACCAUCAAACUAUCCUCUACUAUCGAAAGAGUUAAACUUUGUUUCUCAACAUUGCGUGCAUUCGUCCUGCACGAAGUUCUCUAUGGUAAAAAAGCUACAUCCGAACAAAUUAUGGAAGCAGGUGACGUUUGCAGUAUCUGUAGAUCCAAUUUAAUCUCACCAAUCGUUUUAAGAUGCAACCAUAUCUUUUGCGAAGAUUGUGUUAGUCAAUGGUUCGAACUUGAAAAAACAUGUCCUAUUUGUAGAACACCAUGUAGAACCGCUGGUAACAAAACUCAUGCUGAUGGAUCCACAACAUACUAUCUUCAAUUGUUUUAAAAUAAAAUAAAUAAUCUUAUUUUAUAAAUAA
Dictyostelium purpureum is the source of this 686-nucleotide messenger RNA. RefSeq lists its product as uncharacterized. The transcript has a single exon. Gene Ontology annotation, biological process: positive regulation of ERAD pathway. Gene Ontology annotation, molecular function: ubiquitin protein ligase activity. Lineage: Eukaryota; Evosea; Eumycetozoa; Dictyosteliales; Dictyosteliaceae. Bases 44 to 655 code for a protein of 203 amino acids. The record is from RefSeq and is a predicted model, not a curated record.